UGAGAGCGGGUUCUGUAACCCAGGUGGUGGUUCAUCCCACACCCAACACUCAGCCCAUGAACAUCCCCAACCAGCAGCCAGUUCCUCUUGUUCGAGGUCCAAUGGCUGGAAUGCCCAGAAUGAUUGCUCAGCUCGACAACGGUGGCCUGGAGAUACAACUGGUGCGGGCACAAAUGCAGUUCCUAGGUGGGUCCAUGGCCAGGAGGGCCAGGACAAAGACCUCCUGUCAUGCAACCCCUGAUGGUUAACCAACAGACCCAGCAGUCAGUAGCGACAGAUACAAUGACAUCUAAACCUCAGACGUCAUCUAUUCCAAAUGUUGAUGCUAAUAUGUUAGGUGUAAAUGCAGCUGGUAACAUGGCAGCUCAAGGACAGCAACAACAGUCGAUGCAACAGGGACAAGGGAUGAACCCACCAAGCCAGCGCUCAGUUGUAUGGCAAGGCACACUGGAGUGGCAAGAAAAGAAGACAGAUAAUAACAGCAGGGUUGUGCACCAGGUCACUUGUAAGAUGACUUCACUCGUGGUUAAUGGUGAACCUGAAGUGAAGGCAGAUUGCUGGUCACCAACCUGCAAUGUAAAUGAUUCCUAAACACAUCCUUGGAU
Molecule: messenger RNA, 605 nt
Organism: Homarus americanus (American lobster)
Lineage: Eukaryota; Metazoa; Arthropoda; Malacostraca; Decapoda; Nephropidae
Product: mediator of RNA polymerase II transcription subunit 25-like
Exons: 5
Coding region: 229-591 (120 amino acids)
Source: RefSeq, a predicted model, not a curated record